Cuscuta epithymum is the source of this 1132-nucleotide messenger RNA. The record is from the annotation of a GenBank genome assembly. NCBI's taxonomy places the organism in Eukaryota, Viridiplantae, Streptophyta, Magnoliopsida, Solanales, Convolvulaceae.
AAAUCUUGAUCUUUUGUGGAAGAACCCGAUUCCAAAGAAGAUUUCUUUCUUCCUUUGGCGGGUCACUAACAAUCUUAUUGUGUGUGCUGACUCGCUCCAGAAAAUGGGGUUUUAUGGGCCUUUUAAGUGUCCUCAUUGCAACCACCAUGACUCUAUUAACCAUUUCUUUUUGAGUUGCCCAUCUCACACUCCAAUUUGGAGUUACUUUAAUAUUAAGAGUCAUCGGUUGGAUGGCAACUUAAUGGACAACAUACUUAAUUGGACCCAUCAUAAAUCCUUUAUAACCUAUAUUGUCAUUCUUUGGAACCUUUGGAAGCUGAGAAACAGCACCCUUUAUGAUGAUUCCUCCCCUAACUACUCUGAGGCCAUUUACAACAUUCGGCGGGAGAUAUUUUCCAUCCAGGACACUAAAAGACCUAAUAAGGCCCCUAAAAGUAGACCCCAAGUGGUGUCCUGGAAUCCUCCAAUGCAUAACCAUAGAACCCUUAACAUUGGCCACACCAAAAAUGGGCUCUCACAUAGUUUCGGUUUUUUGAUAAGGAACCACAACGGUGUUAUGAUCUUUCACCACCAAAGCAACCUUUUUUCCUCCUCCACUGUGAGGGCUUUCAUAGAGGCAUACUACGACUUUCUCAUUUUCUGCAGGGACAGGAGGAUCUACUACUCCAACAUCCAAAUAGAUAAUGCCCAAGUCUUCCAAGCCAUUAAUCUUCAUUGUGUGCAAAAUUGGGAUCAAAUUUUCAUCAUCUCUUGCAUUAGAAGGAUUUUGCAUCAAAACCACAUCACGAUCAGUCUUGUUAACGAAAAGGUCAACUGCGCUGCGAAAGAAAUUAGCAUGGGAGUUGACGUACAAUCCAAAAAAUUCAGCAAUAUUCUCAAAUUCGAUGCUAUUGCUUUUCCUUAUAUUAUAUAGAUUUCUUUUCCGGGUAGGCUUUGGUCUAGUCCUCCUACCGUGUCUCUAGCUCCCUCUAAGCCUUAAUAAAUGGUAAGGUGUUCCCCAGCCCUUACCCCAUCCUGUGAUGGUUUGCCACUGGGUUUUAAAAAAAAAAAAAAAAAAAAAAAAAAAAAAAAAAAAAAAAAAAAAAAAAAAAAAAAAAAAAAAAAAAAAAAAAAAAAAAAAAAAUAGAACAAA